CUCCUCCUCCUCCUCCUCCUCCUCCUCAACCCUCCACCACCUUCCUUCCCCCUUCUUCCCACAACCUUUUACUUCUUCAUCUCCACAACCUCCUAUGACCCUUUAGCCUUUUCUCCCUUCUCAACAGUCCCUUCUCUCCUCCUUUGCCGUUAAUUCAUGGAGAGCAGCGGUAGCAGUCCUGAAGAGCCAAGAAACUCAGCCGCAUUAUCAAGAAAAGAAAGAAUGACCACCCGGAAAAACUCCAGCACGAAUAUGGACAAUGCGGGUCAAGAAUCUUUAGCUGUCAUCCCCCACGCGAAGCUCCAGGAGAAGAACAGUAGAAGAAGCAGAAGAUCAUCAAAGAGAAGUUUUAACGCUAAGAAGUUAGCAUCAUCAAUCGAGGAGGACACAAGUAGCGAAGAAGAUGAGAAAGCUGAGGUGGAGAAAAAGAUUGUGGUAUUACAAAAAAUUGUGCCAGGCGGUGAAUCGUUAGGGGUUGACAAGCUGUUUGAGGAAACUGCGGGUUAUAUAAUGGAGCUGCAGUAUCAAGUCAAAGCCUUGAAGUUUCUUGCAAGCUUUGUUGAAAGUUCUGACAAGGAAAAGAGAAAAUUUGGAGGCUGAUUUUAUGAUUAAUGUGAUUUUACAUUGCCUUUAGUUGUGAUGGCUGGUGGUGAGAAAAUUGUUACGAAAAUUCUUUUCUUUUUCUUUAUGCUUUAAUGCCCUUUAUUUUAUGCUGGGGGUUAGGGUGGGGGAUUAAAACUAAGGGCUCUCUAU
Messenger RNA from Coffea arabica (coffee), 753 nucleotides. Its product is annotated as transcription factor PAR1. Gene Ontology annotation, biological process: regulation of DNA-templated transcription. NCBI's taxonomy places the organism in Eukaryota, Viridiplantae, Streptophyta, Magnoliopsida, Gentianales, Rubiaceae. The record is from RefSeq and is a predicted model, not a curated record.